CUUCCCUUCUCCACAUUCUCCAUCUCCUCCUCCUCCUCUUCUCCUUCCCAUCCCCCAUCCCCAUCUCUUCCCUUCCCUUCCCAUCCCCUCUUUUUCCCCUCCAUCCCACAAUCCUCUAGUACCUCUAGUACACCUAUCUACCUUCUCCCUCUACCGUCCCAACCAAGGAACGUCCAUUUCAUAUAAGUCGAGCCCCAUCCCCACCUUCCCCCGACUUUCCUCACUUUUUUGAUUCCCCUCCUCUCUGUCAUCCACCGUCCCUCCGCAACCCAAGAGGUUCCUGGCUAUUUGCUUUUGUUUAUACGAUUCUGUAUCAUUGCUUGCUUGCUUGCUUUUGAUUGCCUUAUACAAAAGGAAUCAUACCCAAGAAAAGAAACAAUCUCCACUCCACCACUCUAACUGCAUAUUUAUUUAUUACAAAGAGAUCGACAACCACCACCACCACCACUAUAUCUUCAUAAUACAGAGAGACAAGAAUCCAGAGACCAUAUCCUCUACCUAGGCCAAUUUGCUUCCCUUUACAGAAUCAGCUGUAGAUAAGCACCGCCCAACUUGCAAAUAGCAAAAAGCUGCCCAAGCUCUAAAUAAGCUCACACGACUUAUCACACGCGCUACCGAUCGAUGCCUCACAGCUCCCCACCACAAUCACAAUGACGCCUCCAACCACCUCCCCAGACAGCUCCCCGCGCUCCCCCUCAUCGCAUCCGCCAUCACCCAAACGCAAGGCCGAUGCCUCCAACACCGCCGCCUCCAACCGCCCCGUCAAGCGCCGCGCCUCGAAAGCGUGCCAGUGCUGCCGCGCCCGAAAGGUCCGCUGCAACGUCGUCGAGCAUGGAGCUCCGUGUACGAACUGCCGCUUAGAUGAGGUGCCUUGCAUUGUCACUGAGAGCCGGAGGAGGAAAAAGCACCCAUACCACAGCCUCAAGCCCACCGCGGAGGAGACCAUAGGUAGCCCCGCGCCGGGGGUGCACACGCACAGGCACGCGCACAUGGAACUCCCGCAUCAGCACUCCUUCUCGGCCGUUGAGGCGCUCGCCAACGGCAGCGUGAACCCAAUCGAUAUCUCGAAUGGGAAUUUCCUAGGCGAGGACCACUCCGUCAGCUCUGUCGAUCAGGAUGAUGAGAUGGGAAAUUUCCACGUGCCGCAUGGUUUGUACCACAACCAAAUGUCGAAUUUCGACCAAUCCGCCACUCCGGGUGUCUUCUCUCUCGAGCCACCUACCUUCACAAACCUCGUCUCCGGCUUCGCAGCCGAACUUGCACCCACCUCCUUCGUGCCCACCAACCCACUCCCCCCGCCCCCGCAACAACGUCCGCAAUCUGCACGCCAGCUCACCAAUGGCCUUCUCCCCGCCUACAUCAGGCCGUUAAACGCGCGCAUCCCCAUCGAGGAUGUUGGCCACCUCUGGAAGAAGGGUGCGCUCACCAUCCCCGAUGUGUCUUUCCGCGACGCCUUGCUCAGCGCCUACGUCGAUUAUGUGCACCCAUAUAUGCCACUGAUCGAGCUUCGCGAGUUCCUGGGUAUCGUGGAGGAGGGAACGGGAGAUUCUGGCAGAAUCAGCUUGUUGUUGUUUCAGGCGGUUAUGUUCACAGGCGUGGCAUUCGUGGACAUGUCGUAUCUCACUGCGGCGGGGUAUGCCACGAGGAAGGACGCAAGGAAGGCGUUCUACUUGAAAUCUAGGGCCCUGUACGAUUUCGAUUACGAGACCGACCGCGUCGCCAUCGUCCAGGCCCUCCUCCUCAUGACCUACUGGUAUGAGACCCCAGACGACCAGAAGGACACCUGGCACUGGAUGGGCGUCGCCAUCUCCCUCGCCCACACAAUCGGUCUGCACCGCAACCCCUCCCCAACUUCCAUGCCCCCGCGGAAGCAAAAGCUAUGGAAGCGGAUAUGGUGGUCCUGCUUCAUGCGCGACCGCCUCGUUGCCCUCGGUAUGCGCAGGCCCACUCGCAUAAAGGACGAGGACUUCGACGUGCCGAUGCUUGAGAUCGAGGAUUUCGAGACGGAAGAGUUCCCCUCGCACAUCCUCUCAUCCUGCGGGACACUCCGCAACUCCAGUCUCCUCACCGACCUCGGACACCUCUGCAUCGCCAAGGCCAAGCUCUGCCUCUGCAUCUCCCACGUCCUCGGCGCGCAAUACUCGGUCCUCAUCCGCGACCAGGGCCAGGCCAUGGGCCAAGAAGGCAACACCCGCAGCAGCGUGAUGCUCUUCCCGAAGAAACUCGACCAGACCGACGAAGUGCGCGACUGCGACUCGGAACUAGCGGAAUGGCUCGUCUCCCUCCCCGAACCCUGCCUCUACCGCGCCCCUACCCCCGCCGACGUCGACGCGGGACAAGCUAGCCUCGUCGUCCAGCGCGCACUACUGCAUAUGUGCUACCACGCCACGCUCUCCGCGCUGCACCGCCCGCAGGUUCUCCCCUCGGCCGAAACAGCCGCGCACCCGCAAUGUCGCGCACUCCAGGACGUGUCGCGGCGACAGGUGCGCGAGGCAUCCCGCGAGAUCACGCGCGCUGCACAGGCGCUUUUCCAUCUGCAACUCGCGCGUUACCUUCCCACCACCGGCGUCACUGUUCUCCUACCCGCUAUCAUAAUCCACCUCCUCGACAUCAAGAGUCCGAGCAGCGGCACCCGCGACGAGGCACGAAGGGGUUUCGCGACGUGUAUGGGUGUUCUCGAACUCCUGCGCGAUAACUACGCUGCCGCGGACUUCGCGACGCAGUUCCUCGGCGCGGCGAUGCGGAAGGCUGGUAUUGACGCCGCGGAGUCGCCGUCGGCGAGAGGAGGGGAUAUGGCAAAUGCGAGGGCGGGGUUGACGCCGCCGCCGGACUCGUCGACGGGGGCUAGUGGUGCGGGUGCACCGCCGCCGUCGUCGACGACGAUGAUGGGGACGGUGCAGGCGGGGUUUUGGGAUGGGACGAGUGGGACGACGCCGGGUGGGAUGGGGGUUGGGGAGGUGACGACGCCGCCGGAUGAUGAUGAUGCGGAUGCGGGGAUGAAACUUGAGAACUGUGUUGGCGGCGGUGAGGAGGGGGUGUUUGAGGAGCAAUUCGGGGCGCUGGUUGAUUUUGGGGAGGGCGGGGCGGGGGGUGAUGGUGCGGAGAUGGUGGGGGGGAUGCAUGGGGAGAGUGGGGGGUUUAUGAUGGGGGGGAUGGAGUUUGGUGGGGGGUGGGGAGGGGUGAUGGUUGAGUAA
Molecule: messenger RNA, 3194 nt
Organism: Pseudogymnoascus verrucosus
Lineage: Eukaryota; Fungi; Ascomycota; Leotiomycetes; Thelebolales; Thelebolaceae
Exons: 4
Coding region: 651-3194 (847 amino acids)
Biological process (GO): DNA-templated transcription; regulation of DNA-templated transcription
Molecular function (GO): DNA-binding transcription factor activity, RNA polymerase II-specific; DNA binding; zinc ion binding
Source: RefSeq, a predicted model, not a curated record